Messenger RNA from Nycticebus coucang (slow loris), 3127 nucleotides. RefSeq names its product golgi associated, gamma adaptin ear containing, ARF binding protein 1 (gene GGA1). Gene Ontology annotation, cellular component: trans-Golgi network. NCBI's taxonomy places the organism in Eukaryota, Metazoa, Chordata, Mammalia, Primates, Lorisidae. The record is from RefSeq and is a predicted model, not a curated record. Gene Ontology annotation, molecular function: ubiquitin binding; phosphatidylinositol binding; small GTPase binding. Bases 409 to 2328 code for a protein of 639 amino acids. Gene Ontology annotation, biological process: intracellular protein transport; vesicle-mediated transport. The transcript is spliced from 17 exons.
UCCGGAAGUGACCUCAGAGCCCCUCAAAAACAUGGCCGCCAAGCGUUCUUCCGGAAACGGUCAUAAGCAUCUCCGUGACGCAGAACGAGUUAGAGUGUCCCGUGGGGUUUCCAUGGUAUUUCUCUCCAGCCCUCAAUCUCCCCGCUUCCUCUCCAGUCUGAGCACCAGGAACGGGAAGACGGGCGGCGGGUCCCACCCGCGACGUAGACACCGCUUGGGGGAGGGGUUAGGCGAGGUGACACUCUAGGCGAGCUCGUUCGCAUCUCUAUGGUGUAGAGAGCGCCUGUGCGACGCUCCCGCGCGUCGGGGCGGGCGUUGCCCAUUUAAUCGGCGGAGGGCGGUGCCGAGGAAGUCCCGCGAGAGCUGCGGGGGGCGGGGGGCGGUGCCGAGGCUGGGGGCCCGAGGCGGAUGGAGCCUGCGAUGGAGCCGGAGACUCUGGAGGCGCGAAUCAACAGAGCCACAAACCCCCUAAACAAGGAGCUAAACUGGGCCAGCAUCAACGGCUUCUGUGAGCAGCUCAACGAGGACUUUGAGGGGCCUCCACUUGCCACCCGACUGCUGGCCCACAAGAUCCAGUCCCCACAGGAGUGGGAGGCGAUCCAGGCCCUGACGGUGCUGGAGACAUGCAUGAAGAGCUGCGGCAAGAGGUUCCACGACGAAGUGGGCAAGUUUCGUUUUCUCAACGAGCUCAUCAAGGUCGUGUCUCCCAAGUACCUAGGCUCUCGGACAUCAGAGAAGGUAAAGAACAAAAUCUUGGAGCUCCUCUACAGCUGGACGGUUGGCCUGCCUGAGGAGGUGAAGAUCGCAGAGGCCUACCAGAUGCUAAAGAAACAAGGGAUUGUGAAGUCUGACCCCAAGCUUCCAGAUGACGCCACCUUUCCCCUUCCUCCUCCACGGCCUAAGAAUGUGAUCUUUGAAGAUGAGGAGAAAUCCAAGAUGCUGGCCCGCCUACUCAAGAGCUCCCACCCAGAGGACCUCCGUGCGGCCAAUAAGCUCAUCAAAGAGAUGGUGCAGGAGGACCAGAAGCGGAUGGAGAAGAUCUCUAAGCGGGUAAAUGCCAUCGAGGAGGUGAACAACAAUGUGAAAUUGCUGACGGAGAUGGUGAUGGGCCACAGCCAGGGGGGUGCGGCCUCGGGCAGCAGCGAGGACCUCAUGAAGGAACUGUACCAGCGCUGUGAGCGGAUGCGGCCCACACUUUUCCGAUUGGCCAGUGACACAGAGGACAAUGAUGAGGCCUUAGCGGAGAUCCUGCAGGCCAAUGACAACCUCACCCAGGUGAUCAACCUGUACAAGCAGCUGGUGCGGGGCGAGGAAGUCAAUGGUGAUGCCGCAGCUGGUUCCAUCCCUGGAAGCACCUCAGCCCUGCUGGACCUUUCAGGCCUGGAUCUGCCUCCUGCUGGCACCACCUACCCAGCCAUGGCCUCCCACCCUGGCGAGCAGGCGAGCCCCGAGCAACCCAGUGCCUCAGUUUCCCUACUUGACGACGAGCUCAUGUCUCUGGGCCUCAGUGACCCCGCACCCUCCUCAGGCCAGAAUUUGGAUGGUACUGGAUGGAACAGCUUCCAGUCAUCGAGUACUGCAGAGCUCCCAGCCCCUGCUCCAGCCCAGGCCCCCAGCAUGGACAGCCGGCCCCCAGCACAGACAUCCCUGCCAGCCAGCAGUGGUCUGGAUGACCUGGACCUCUUGGGGAAGACACUCCUGCAGCAGUCACUGCCCCCGGAGUCCCAGCAAGUGCGGUGGGAGAAGCAGCAGCCAGCCCCCCGGCUCACACUCCGGGACCUACAGAAUAAGAGCAGCAGCUGCAGCUCCCCGAGCUCCAGUGCCACCAGCCUCCUCCACACCGUGUCCCCAGAACCCCCUGGGCCUCCACAGCAACCUGCACCAACAGAACUCUCUCUGGCCAACAUCACCGUGCCCCUGGAGUCCAUCAAGCCCAGCAGCAUCUUGCCUGUGACCGUGUAUGACCAGCAUGGCUUCCGAGUCCUCUUCCACUUUGCCCGUGACCCGCUGCCGGGGCGCUCCGACGUGCUGGUGGUGGUUGUUUCCAUGCUGAGCACUGCCCCCCAGCCCAUCCGCAACAUCGUUUUCCAGUCAGCUGUCCCCAAGGUCAUGAAAGUGAAGCUACAGCCACCCUCGGGCACGGAGCUGCCAGCAUUUAACCCUAUUGUCCACCCCUCAGCUAUCACCCAGGUCUUGCUUCUUGCCAAUCCCCACAAGGAGAAGGUUCGCCUCCGCUACAAGCUCAUCUUCACCAUGGGCGACCAGAUCUACAAUGAGAUGGGGGAUGUGGACCAGUUCCCCCCACCUGAAACCUGGGGGAGCCUCUAGAGCAGAAGGGCUGGGGAGAGGAGGGAGAAGGGGGACUAGUCACAAUCCAGCCUGGGCCAGAGGCUAUGGUGGCCAAGGAUAUCCUUUGCUCUCCAUGGCCAUUUACCCCAGACCUGGUGCUUCUCCCCUCACCCCCAUGGUCCUCCUGCAAACCCAGUAGGAGGCUGGACCUGGAUUUGCACUACUUGGGUUUCCAUCAUCAGCAGGAGCCCAGAGUGUCCAGGGGCCCUGAAAGAACUUGGGGUCGUGGGGAAGAAGUGUGGCUGUCAGGGAAGGGCCAGAAUCUCAGGCCUGGCCCCGACCCCAGCCUGGGGUGGGGUCUUCCCCGCCUGUCUUUUAUGCCUUAUGGGAAGGCCCAGCCAUAACUCGGGGGCCAUGCUGGAGCUGGGGACCAGCUCAGGCCUCCUCUAUUGGAACCCCAUGACUGGGGAGGUGAUAACUGUACCCCCAACUGUUUGCACUCUCUGGUGUGUGAUUUGACUCUGCUUUUCUUCUGGAGUGACCCUGUGGUCACAGUCUUGGGGAGGCAAGCUGGGGGAGCCCCACCUGGCCCCACUCCUAGGGAAGGUCACCACUUAGCACUGGGGGCCUGACGGUGAUGCCAGAGGUGAGGGGCCCCAGUGGGGGCCCUGUAGGGCUCCUAGAGUUCUCAGUCUGUCUCCUUCAUUCAUUGGCCUUCUCUGAGGCCUCCUGUGAGCAUCUCACGUCUAUCUAUCCAUCUGUCCUUGGUCAGAAGUGGAGUCAGUGUGUGAGUAGAGAGCAGGACUAUUUAUGAAAAUAAAACAUCCUUUUUCCUGGA